AUGAAGAUCCAACACAACGCCACCAGGGUCUUGGAGAGAACGUCCCAUUUCCUCCAGAAAGGCGUCCUCUUGGACAGACCCGCCUGGGUCAACUCUGUGGGCGUCCACCCCACCGGCUACGACAUGACGAAAAGACCCAAGAAGCUCGAAGCUGGUCGUCAGCCUGUAGACCCCCAAGACUUGCUUGCAAAGAAAAAAGGCAACUACUACAACACCAGAACGUCACGCACAGACCGCCGAAACACCCACGGCAAAGUCAACGCCAUUCCCAAGAUCAAGCUUUUGGAAGACCAGUUGAGAGAUGUCUUCUACCAUCAACAUCCCUGGGAGCUUGCCAGGCCCAAGAACCUCGUGGAGACCCAAGGAGACGAUAAUGCUCAUUGUGACUGGUCACGUAUGCUCCAGUUGAGCAAACCUUUGGACGGAGAGCUGGUGGUGCAAAGAACGUUGUACUUGUUGAAGGAUAAGCCUAAGGCUAAGGGUACGCUCUUUGAAGCGUACGACCAGGCUCGUUUUGAGUUUUACCAGUUGCGUAUGGCCGAGGAGAUGGAGGCUACCGUGCUGCGUGAAGAGCUGACGAUGUACGGUUCCAUCUACCCAAGCACGAAUACUGACUGGGGUAUCCAGAAGGAACAAGAGGCUAUUGAUGAUUGGGCACCAAAGGCCACCGAGGAGACCAGAGCGUUGCGUGCCACUAUGGGAACUUCCAAGACGCUUGCCAGGAACGAUGCAGAGGAAGAUGAUGGGCCCUCGAUCUGGGAGUCGUCGGUGGGCGAAGACCAGGCUAGAGAGUAG
Candidozyma haemuli is the source of this 795-nucleotide messenger RNA. Its product is annotated as mitochondrial 37S ribosomal protein mS23. NCBI's taxonomy places the organism in Eukaryota, Fungi, Ascomycota, Pichiomycetes, Serinales, Metschnikowiaceae. The transcript has a single exon. Gene Ontology annotation, cellular component: mitochondrial small ribosomal subunit. Gene Ontology annotation, molecular function: structural constituent of ribosome. Bases 1 to 795 code for a protein of 264 amino acids. The record is from RefSeq and is a predicted model, not a curated record.